Nicotiana tabacum (common tobacco) is the source of this 1455-nucleotide messenger RNA. RefSeq names its product aromatic aminotransferase ISS1. The record is from RefSeq and is a predicted model, not a curated record. NCBI's taxonomy places the organism in Eukaryota, Viridiplantae, Streptophyta, Magnoliopsida, Solanales, Solanaceae. Gene Ontology annotation, biological process: amino acid metabolic process; biosynthetic process. Gene Ontology annotation, molecular function: pyridoxal phosphate binding; transaminase activity.
AAGGAAAAGGCCUUUUUGUUCUGCUACUAAAUUUUUUUUAGAGAGAGAAAAUGGGUUCUAUUGGGAAUUUGGCUAGGAGAGCAGUGCUGACCAAUACACCAGUUAUGGUUCAGAUACAAGAAUUGGUUCGAGGUGUUGAAGGUUGUAUUUCUCUAGCUCAGGGGGUAGUGUACUGGCAACCACCUGCACAAGCACUGAAUAAGGUGAAAGAAAUUAUCUGGGAACCAUCAGUUAGUCGCUAUGGUGCCGACGAGGGCCUUCCUGAGCUCAGGGCGGCAUUGACGAAAAAGUUGGGUCGUGAAAAUGACUUACAUAAAUCGUCAGUUAUGGUUACUGCUGGCGCUAAUCAGGCCUUCGUAAACGUCGUUCUCACACUGUGUGAUGCUGGUGAUUCAGUCGUUAUGUUUGCACCAUACUAUUUCAAUGCAUACAUGUCAUUCCAGAUGACAGGUGUUACCGAUAUUCUGGUGGGUCCUGGUGAUGCAAAGACACUCCAUCCUGAUGCAGACUGGUUGGAGAGUACUCUAAAGAAUACUAUACCAGCCCCAAAACUUGUGACUGUUGUUAAUCCGGGGAAUCCAUCAGGAACAUAUAUCCCCGAGUCCCUUCUUAAGAGAAUAUCUGAUAUUUGUAGAGAGGCGGGAUGUUGGCUCGUAAUUGACAAUACUUAUGAGUAUUUCAUGUAUGAUGAUCGGAAACAUGUUUGCAUAGAAGGAAACCACAUAGUCAACAUCUUUUCCUUCUCUAAAGCUUAUGGGAUGAUGGGAUGGAGAGUUGGAUAUAUAGCAUACCCAUCGGAAGUGGAGGGGCUCGCAGCUCAACUCCUUAAAGUUCAGGACAACAUACCUAUUUGUGCUUCUAUAAUCUCUCAACGACUUGCUCUUUACUCGAUGGAAAUGGGACCAGAGUGGGUAACUGAUCAAGUAAAAGACCUCGUCAAGAACAGAGAGCUACUUCUAGAAGCUUUAUCUCCUUUGGGAGAGGGAGCUGUUAAAGGGGGAGAAGGUGCCAUUUACCUGUGGGCAAAGCUGCCAGAUAAAUACGAAAACGACUUCGAAGUAGUUCACUGGCUAGCUAAGAGGCAUGGAAUAGUCCUGAUCCCCGGAAGUUCCAGCGGUUGUCCAGGUUAUGUUAGGAUCUCCUUCGGAGGAUUGAUCGAAAAGGACUGUCGGGUAGCUGCCGAAAGGCUCAGAAAAGGUUUGGAAGAACUGGUAAAUAGUGGAAUGGUUUCAUGAUUUUCUCUUGAGUAAAAAUUAGUAUCAGCUUGUUCUCCUGGACACCAGUCAUCAACAAUACAGGAAAAGACACUUUUAAUCCUUAAUAAUUGAAGGGGUUUUCAGCUUUUGCAACUUGAUCAUUGGAACUGCAGGUUAAAACUUGCCAUUUGUAUAGUUUCAAACAAUGUACUCAUAUGUACCUGAUUUUCUUAAAUGGAUAGUGGAAGUGUCUCAUAUA